CGCAAAGGCAAGCAGGUCAAGAGGAGGAGAAACCACGUGUGACAGUCAGGCAGCCUGAGAACUGGAGCUCUGUCCUUCGCAAGUUAGCUUGUUUUUGUAAUAUCUUUGCAUGCAACCGGACAGCCGUUCCGUCAAGCGGAGAAGGCAGGCCAAUUAGCAGACUCACUAAACAGCCCACACAACGGACGUCUGCUGCUAACUCUCUCUCAACCCGAGGAACCAUGGUGAGCAAGACGGAUGACAUCCCAGCAUCAGUGCCGAACUGCAGCCCGGCUGAUUUUGCCCGGGACGGAGAGACAGCCAACAGCAAAGGCACCACCAGUAAGAAGGAGGCGUCGUGUGCCUGCGGGCACGGUGUUGAGACAGCAGUGAUGAACGGGGAUGCGGGUCAUGAUCAGGCGGAGGAGGCCGACUCAAAGCAGGACGGCAGUGGCGACGCAGACCAAGCAGAAGAUGCUAACGAACAAGAAGUAAUCGUAAUUCAAGACACUGGCUUCACUGUGAAGAUCCAAGCACCAGGAACCGAACCCUUUGACCUUCAGGUGUCUCCACAAGAGAUGGUACAGGAGAUUCAUCAAGUUCUGAUGGACCGAGAGGACACCUGCCAUCGCACCUGCUUCUCCUUACAGCUCGACGGAAAUGUUCUCGACAACUUUGCCGAGCUGAAAUCCAUCGAGGGCCUUCAGGAAGGCUCGCUUCUUAAAGUGGUCGAAGAGCCCUACACAGUGCGUGAAGCUCGCAUUCAUGUCCGUCACAUCAGGGACCUGCUGAAGAGCCUGGAUCCAUCAGAUGCUUAUAAUGGAGUAGACUGCAACUCCCUCUCCUUCCUCAGCGUCUUCUCAGAAGGAGAUCUUGGAGAUACUGGCAAGCGCAAAAAGAAGGGCAGUGAACUUGAGCAGAUUGAUUGCACACCUCCCGAACACAUUCUGCCAGGCAGCAAAGAGCGUCCUUUAGUUCCCCUUCAGCCACAAAACAAAGACUGGAAGCCUAUGCAGUGCCUGAAGGUUUUGACCAUGAGUAGCUGGAACCCUCCGCCCGGCAACAGAAAAAUGCACGGUGACCUCAUGUAUCUGUACAUCGUGACUGUUGAGGACAGACACGUCAGCAUCACUGCCUCCACACGCGGAUUCUACCUCAAUCAGUCCACUACUUAUAACUUCAGCCCCAAGCCAGCCAAUCCCAGCUUCCUCAGUCACUCUUUAGUGGAACUACUAAGCCAGAUCAGCGCUGCCUUUAAGAAGAACUUCACCACUCUGCAGAAGAAGAGGGUUCAGAGGCAUCCAUUUGAGAGAAUAGCCACUCCCUUUCAAGUGUACAGCUGGACUGCACCACUGAUUGAUCAUGCUAUGGACUGUGUGAGAGCGGAGGACGCCUACACCUCCCGACUGGGUUAUGAGGAGCACAUACCUGGCCAAACUAGAGACUGGAACGAGGAGCUUCAGACAACCAGAGAACUUACUCGAAAGAACCUUCCAGAGCGCCUGCUUAGAGAGCGAGCCAUAUUCAAGGUUCAUAGUGACUUUGCCGCUGCGGCGACCCGUGGUGCGAUGGCGGUCAUUGAUGGCAACGUCAUGGCCAUCAACCCUGGUGAGGAAACGCGCAUGCAGAUGUUCAUCUGGAACAACAUCUUCUUCAGCUUAGGUUUUGACGUGCGCGACCACUACAGGGAGCUCGGCGGAGACUCUGCUGCCCAUGCCGCCCCUACCAAUGACCUGAACGGGGUGCGAGCAUACAGCGCUGUAGAUGUGGAAGGACUCUACACUUUGGGAACAGUGGUGGUUGACUACAGAGGAUACCGUGUAACUGCGCAGUCCAUCAUUCCAGGCAUUUUGGAGCGAGAGCAGGAGCAGAGCGUCAUCUAUGGCUCCAUUGAUUUUGGCAAGACUGUAGUGUCGCAUCCAAAAUAUCUGGAGCUGCUGGAGAAGACCAGUCGCCCGCUGAAGGUGCAGCGCCAUGCGGUGCUCAAUGAGAAGGACAGCGCUGUUGAGCUUUGCUCCUCGGUGGAGUGUAAGGGUAUCAUUGGCAAUGAUGGCCGACAUUAUAUCUUGGACCUUUUGCGCACUUUCCCUCCAGACCUGAAUUUCCUGCCAGUGGAGGGGGAGGAGCUCACCCCCGAGAGCCAGAAGCUGGGCUUCCCCAGACAGCAUCGCCAUCGUCUGGCCUGCUUACGUCAGGAGCUCAUAGAGGCCUUUGUUGAGCACAGAUAUCUCCUUUUCAUGAAGAUGGCAGCACUCCAACUAAUGCAGCAGAAAGCAAACAAAGACAAGACUGCAGCUCUGCAGGACUCAAAUGCUGCAGGUGCUGGAUCUGAAAACAAACCUCUGGCUCUAGAAUCCUGUGAUGGCACACCAGACUCUCCGACUUCAUCUGAAUCCACGCUGACCCCUGAAGACUCGGAGGCCACCACUGUCUCAGAGAACUCUUCUGCUGAAAACCAGGAAGCCAUGACCGAGGUUCCUGUAGCAAGCAUCAAUGGUACCCAUGAGCCUUUGGCUGCAGAGCGGCAGAACGGAGGCUGUGAUGGGCCUCUGGAGGACCCCAAAAGUCGUGAGGUGGUGCUUAAUGCCUGUAAAGCUGUGGGCUCCAUCAGCAACACCUCCUUCGACAUUCGCUUCAACCCAGACAUCUUUUCUCCAGGAGUACGUUUCCCGGAUGACAGCAAUGAAGACAUUCAGAAACAGAAGCAGCUUCUCAAAGAUGCUGCCGCCUUUCUUGUGUCCUGCCAGAUCCCUUCUCUCGUGAAAGACUGUUUAGAUCACAGCUCUCUGCCUAUGGAUGGAGCGACGAUGACAGAAGCCCUUCAUCAGCGUGGCAUUAAUGUGCGUUAUCUUGGUACUGUGCUGGAGUUUAUGGAUAACAUGCCUGCAAAAGCACAACUUGAACACAUCUACAGAAUAGGAAUCAGUGAACUGAUCACCAGAUGUGCAAAGCAUAUCUUCAAAACAUAUCUUCAGGGUGUGGAUCUCUCUGCUUUAUCCGCUGCGGUGAGCCACUUCCUCAACUGCCUCUUGAGCUCUUUCCCAGAUGCAGUGGCUCACCUUCCUGCAGAUGAGCUGGUGUCCCGCAAAAAGAGCCGCAAGAGACGCAACCGUGUCCCCGGUGGAGGAGACAACACGGCCUGGGCCAGCCUGACACCCAGCGAACUGUGGAAGAACAUCACCUCUGAGGCACACGGCUACUAUAACUUCAGUCUUCAAUGUGAAAGCGUGGACCAGGCAGUGGAGAAGUACGGUUUGCAGAAGAUCACCCUGCUGAGGGAGAUCUCAAUCAAGACUGGCAUUCAGAUCUUGAUAAAGGAGUACAACUUCGACAGCCGCCACAAGCCAGCCUUCACAGAGGAGGACAUCCUGAACAUUUUCCCUGUUGUGAAGCACGUCAACCCCAAAGCCUCAGAUGCCUUCCAUUUCUUCCAGAGCGGACAGGCCAAGGUUCAGCAAGGCUUUCUAAAAGAGGGUUGUGAGCUCAUCAACGAGGCCUUGAACCUCUUCAACAAUGUGUAUGGAGCCAUGCAUGUGGAGAUCUGUGCCUGCCUGCGUCUUCUGGCUCGACUCAACUACAUCAUGGGCGAUCACCCAGAGGCUCUGAGCAACCAGCAGAAGGCUGUGCUGAUGAGUGAGAGAGUGCUGGGUAUUGAACAUCCCAAUACUAUUCAAGAAUAUAUGCACUUAGCACUGUACUGCUUUGCUAACGGUCAGCUGUCCACUGCCCUGAAGCUGCUGUAUCGUGCUCGCUACCUCAUGCUCGUGGUCUGUGGAGAGGACCAUCCUGAAAUGGCUCUGCUCGAUAGCAAUAUUGGUCUGGUGCUUCAUGGUGUGAUGGAGUAUGACCUGUCUCUGCGUUUCCUGGAGAACGCGCUGGCCAUCAACACAAAAUACCACGGGCCGCGAUCCUUGAAAGUAGCCCUCAGUCAUCACCUGGUGGCCAGAGUUUAUGAGAGCAAGGCUGAGUUUCGCUCUGCACUUCAGCAUGAGAAGGAGGGAUAUACUAUAUACAAGAACCAGGUUGGCGAAGCACAUGAGAAGACGAAGGAGAGCUCAGAGUACUUGAAGUACCUCACGCAGCAGGCCGUGGCUCUACAGAGAACCAUGAACGAGAUCUACAAAAACGGCUCCAAUGCUAGCAUAAUGCCUCUCAAGUUUACGGCACCAAGCAUGGCCAGUGUUCUGGAGCAGCUUAAUAUCAUCAAUGGCAUCAUCUUUAUUCCCCUUAGUCAAAAGGACCUGGAGAACCUGAAGGCUGAGGUACAGAGACGGCAGCUGAUGCAGGAUUCUGGGAAAAUCCAGGAACAGCAGGGCAGUCAUUUAGAGCUCGAUGACAAGCUGCCUGUGGAUGAUUAACAAAACCCCAAACCAACAGACCUUCUCCAGAUGAGGAGGACACCAUACAGCAGCCAUCUGUUUCAACCUGUGGACCCGGCCACUGAGCUGUCUAAUCUAACCAAUUCAAUUUGAGCAUAACAGGGAGAGGGGGGAGGACCAGCAGCAGCCGACUAAAUAAAAGUGUACAGAGAGUAGUUUAUAGCUGUAAAGAAAAACGAAAGCAGAUGUUUGUUUGUUUUUUCCCCUACACGUGCAAUCCACUAACAAACCUCUCCCAGAGGAAGAAAAAAGAAAGUAAACCAAGCACUUCCUCUGAGAGUUUGCACCGAAGAGGAUGGAGACGACCAAGGAUGACCAUGACAUUUUAUACCAGAGCCUUAUCCAUCCAUCAAUCAUCUCCAUCUCUAACCUUCUCAUCUGAGCCCAGGAUAAACCCCAAUCCGUCCCAAACCGACCCACGAGUGUAGAAAGAUCCGAAAAAAAACAAAACACGCACCUCCUUAUCUGAAAACUCAGGUGAUUUCUACACUGCGCACCAGAUGAAAGACGUUCACCGUUCAGUUCAGCAACAGAGAGAAGGGAGAUGGACAUAUAUGAGUUAUGGGCUUAAGAAUGUAUAUUGUUAAUGGUCUAGUCUAAAAAGCGAAUGCUAGCAUUGUUAUUUCUAUGCUCUGCCUUUAGACCGGAUCGAUGGGACUUUACAGAUGCGUGUUCUCAAACCAAUCAUUUUAGAUCGGUGGCGUCUGUAAAAACGAAGAAUCUUUUUUGUAAAAGUCCACUAGAAGCCAUUAGUACUUUCAUGCGAACGUUGAUUUGAGCCAUGUAUGUUUUAUAGAAAUGCAUCGGGGGUUAGACGGAUAAUUGAUUCAUUUUGAUCGAAUACUGAUUUGAAAUGUCCAGCUUGAAUUAGUGACUGUUGUGUUGAAUCUUAUUUUCCACUUUAAAAGUGUGUGCGUGUGUUUCUGUAUGUGUGUUUGUCUGUCUCAUGCUAGCGCAGAAACGAAUUCAGAGGAUUCCUCCAAAGCUGCUGCAACAGAGUAAUAUUGUGAUGAUAUUUUUAUACGUACAUCGUUAAUGGACUCGAUGGUGAAAAAUGUGCUACAGAUAUCAAAGGUUCUCGAGAUCGAAAUCCAUAUACAAGUAAUUUAGCACAACAUUCAGGAACUUGAGAUUCCUCCCUAGCAGUAUUUAUUGCACUUUUCCAGUGCGUGGUUUCAUAUUGAACCACGAAGUGAGAAAAAAGAUGGGCUGCUUUGAUGUAACAUACCAAAAAAAAGAGAAAUGAUGAUUAAGGGUGUGUUUGCUUGUAUACAUGCUUUGUGUGUGUGUCCUGCAAAUGUCAAAAUGUUGCUGUGCUCAAACUGUGUAUGAAGCAAUAUGCUGGAACUAAGUGCACCUUGGAUUAUGCACAUGGAUGCAAGAAAACUGCUAGCCUGGUUGUAUUUCCCUAUAAACGACAAAGUAAACUUGUUUAAAAACUAUA
Danio rerio (zebrafish) is the source of this 5802-nucleotide messenger RNA. NCBI's taxonomy places the organism in Eukaryota, Metazoa, Chordata, Actinopteri, Cypriniformes, Danionidae. The record is from RefSeq and is a predicted model, not a curated record.